Messenger RNA from Aedes aegypti (yellow fever mosquito), 2063 nucleotides. RefSeq names its product ecdysone 20-monooxygenase. Bases 92 to 1708 code for a protein of 538 amino acids. The transcript is spliced from 8 exons. The record is from RefSeq and is a predicted model, not a curated record. NCBI's taxonomy places the organism in Eukaryota, Metazoa, Arthropoda, Insecta, Diptera, Culicidae. Gene Ontology annotation, molecular function: oxidoreductase activity, acting on paired donors, with incorporation or reduction of molecular oxygen; monooxygenase activity; iron ion binding.
AUAAAGAUGACUUGUUGAAAUAUCAAGUGUAAACAGCAAUAUUCAUUGGCGUGAACCAGUGUGUAAUAUCUUCAAGCCACCAGACCAAACCAUGUCUGUCACCAUCAUCUUAUUCUACGUGUUCAUCACGGCCUUCAUGCUGCUGUCGUACAACCCAAAGCCCCGCAAAAUACUCGAGUCGAUCAAGAGCUUUCUGUUGCAUUUGGUUCAUCUGAGCAAAAAUGUAGUUUCAACGACGAUACACGUCCCACCGGAUGCCAUGCAGAUGGAUCAAGCUGAACCGGUGUAUACCGUAUGGGACAUUCCGGGGCCAAAACGGUUGCCAUUGGUUGGGACGAGAUGGAUGUACUACGUAGGGCGCUAUAAGCUCAACAAAAUGCAGGAUGCGUUCGUGGAUCUCCACAAACGUUACGGCAACAUCGUACUGGAAUUCGAUCACGUGCCAAUCGUGAACCUCUUUGAUCGAGUUGAUAUGGAGAAGGUACUGAAGUAUCCUAGCAAGUAUCCUUACCGACCGCCGACGGAAAUAGUGGAGUACUACAGAAGAAGCCGACCGGAUCGAUUUGCCAGCACCGGAAUUGUGAACACACAAGGCGAACAGUGGCACGAGCUGCGCGUCAAGCUCACCUCAGGUAUCAUGUCCCGCAAGUUACUGCAAGCAUUCAUUCCCACGCUGAACGAAAUUGCCGACGAAUUUGUGACUCUAAUUCGCCAGAAACGUGACAGUAACGACUGUGUAAAGGAUUUCCAGGACAUUGCGAACACCGUUGGACUUGAAAUUAUUUGCUGCUUUGUGCUGGGCCGCCGUAUGGGCUACAUGAGCGGAGACAAGCAAAAGAACGAGAAGUUUGUAAAAUUGGCCGAAGCCGUGAAAUCGACCUUCAUGUACAUCAGUCAAAGCUACUACGGAGUGAAGCUGUGGAAGUACCUGCCGACCAAACUGUACCGCGACUAUGUGCGUUGCGAGGAAAUCAUUUAUGAUACAAUCGCCGAAAUCGUGAAUGAAGCACUUGCCGAAGAACAGGAGAAAUGUGCGGACGAUGAUAUGCGAGGAAUUUUCCUGAACAUACUGCAAUCUGAGGGGCUCGAUAAGAAGGAUAAGAUCGCCGGGAUCAUAGAUUUGAUUCAUGCUGCCAUUGAAACGUUUUCCAACACUCUUUCAUUUUUGCUGAACAACAUGACCAGCCAUCCAGAACGUCAGGCGCGUAUUGCCUCCGAGUUCACCUCCGAUACAAUCACCAACAAUGAUUUGGUGAACGCCGCCUUUACCAGAGCGUGCAUCAAGGAAUCGUACAGAAUUUCACCCACAACACCCUGCUUGGCUCGAAUUCUCGAAGAAGACUUCGAUCUCUCGGGUUAUCAGCUCAAAGCUGGGACGGUAGUAUUGUGCCAUACACGGGUAGCCUGUCAGAAUGAGCAAAACUUCCAGCAAGCUAACACGUUUCUACCGGAGCGAUGGCUUGAACAGGUGGACGAAAACCAAAACGUUUACAAGCUGGACGAACCGGGAUCGUCUUUGGUGCUUCCAUUCGGAACUGGUCGAAGAAUGUGUCCGGGGAACAAGAUCAUCGAAAUCGAACUGACGCUCAUAAUGGCCAAGAUUUUCCAGCAAUUCAAGGUGGAGUACCACAGUCAACUGGACACGCAGUUCCAAUUUCUGUUAGCGCCAGGGACGCCAAUUGAGAUUAUUUUUAGAGAUCGGGACUGACCAACAUUGGAAGUAGUAUAAGUUUUUUCUUCAGAUAGAUUCCCUUGAAGCAUCCUGAAACCUGUUAACUAUUGUGAUUAAGUGUUUUAGUGUUAACCUGCUAGUGAUAGGACAGUACUCUGAUACAAAGCAAAAGGAGACAAAGCGAUAGAAUCAUAUUGAUUAUUUCUGUUUAAACAGAUUGUUGAUCUGUGUACUAUUUACAAAGCGAUUGUUCCCCAAGGGUCUGAGCAAUUCAAUAACGUACAUGUUUAUAUUGUAAACUUUUUUGUAGUGCUUUAAUUUAUUACCUUUGUACAAAUCUUUAAGAUAUAUCGAUACUUCAAUAAACUUGACUUGAAAAUAUUCAUAUAAA